CAAAAGCCCCAAAAUCAUUAGAUUCAGCCCAACACACGGAGCCGAGAUCGGUGUAAUUGUCUGUAGAAAUUUUUCUACUCCGGCGACGAGAGACGAGAGAAAGAGCUCUUCUUCAAGCCCUAAUGUCUGCGCCUCGAAAGGAGGUAUCUCUAAGGGGAGCAAGCGCCAAAGAAAUUACGAGGGAUGCCCUCCUUCAUAAAGUCUCUCACGAGAGGGAGCUCCGUAGCUUCAAUCGCCGCGCCUCUGCUGCCGCCCUCUUCAUUCAGCGAGUCUGGAGGCGGUAUUAUGCAAUGAAAAAGGUUGCAGAACAGUUACGAGAAGAAUGGAAAGUUCAAGCGCAGUGCCCUAAUCACAAGAACAACAGAUGGAUUUCGACAAAUCUGAUUAGGCCCUUUCUGUUCUUUACUACUCGGCCAUUAACUUUACAUCAAACACUGCAACACGCAAAUGUGGAGUGUAUGAUGACAUGUUUUAAACUUCUCUUGCAAAGCAUUAAUUCAGCUGAUAUGGAGGAGAACUUCUGUUCUCUGGCCUCUGGCACUCUCGAGGAUAAAUCUAUAUGGUUUUAUCAGGCGCAAAAGCUGGUUUCAUUAUGCUUAUUUAUUCUUGGUGAAUGCAAUCAGACAUGUCUUGACUGUGAGGACAUUGUUUCGCUUACUGCACGAGCAACACGCUUAGUUGUUACUUUAACUGAUCCCAAAGGGUGGAAGUGUUUCAAAAAUGAGAACAGCAGAGAUGCCGAUAUUGCUGUGAAGAAAUUGAUAGAAUUUAUGACUACAAGGACAAGUAAUGUUUACAUUUGUAUCAGGAGAUACCUAAUGAAGCUUGACCUUCAUAUUGCAUCACAAAAGAAGACCAUGGCAUCAUCUGAUGAUGGUUUCUUGGUUACUGCAAGUGCAAUAACUUUAGCUUUGCGGCCGUUUCAUCUCAAGAAGUUAGACGCAAGUUCUAUUGACCAGUUUGAUGUGAAAGAUUUUUAUGGGCAGUACCUAAGUUUCAUAUUGACUGUUCCAUAUCUAAAUAAACGUCUACCGCCUAUUCUCUUACCAGCACUGAAGCAUGAGUCUAUCCUUAUACCAUCUCUUACUAAUCUGCUGAUAUCCAAGGAUAAAAUUUUCAAUGAAAUGUUGGAAUUGGAUCAUGCUGAAAAUUCUUCCUCUAGUAUUAAAGUAGUUCCUUCUAUUGGUUGGGCUCUUGCAAACAUUAUAAGCUUGGCAACUGAGUGUAAUAGUGACAAAAGUAAUUUUGGUCACUUUGUCCCAGGCCUAGAUUGUGAAUCAUAUGUUCAAGUUGUCAAUUGCAUUUCCGAGAAAUUCCUAAAUUGCCUUGAGAAUGCUGGAGGUUUAAUGAGAAAGGGCAAUAAUGAUUACUUAGAAAAAGAUGAUUCUUCUUCUCGAUCUGUUGAAUCCGCUAACUGCAGUAAGUUGAAAUCAUUGUACAUGGACCUUUUGAAACCUGUAUAUCAGCAGUGGCAUCUAAGGAAGCUUUGUUCCUUGGUGAAGAAGAACAUACCAAUUGAAGAGUUAAAUGCUUAUGAUGCAAGUCAGAACUCAGAAUUCUCUGGAAAAUUUGAGCUACAAAAUAUUAUAUUCUUUUACUAUUACAUGCUCAGAAUAUUUUCUUCUUUGAAUCCUUCUGUUGGGUCAUUACCCAUUCUUAAUUUGCUCUCAUUUACUCCUGGAUUUCUUGUUGAGCUGUGGGGAAAAUUAGAAGAAUCAAUAUUUUGUCCUGCUCCUAUGGCCCAUGAUGUUAAAUCUUUGAAAGAUGAUAAUUCUGGGCAUUUUAGUGAAGCAAGUUGCAGUAAAAAGCAAAUCUGGACCGUGAAGGAAACUGGAAGUAAGUGGGUGAAUGUACUACAAAAGCUUGCCGGAAAAUCAUCCGAUAUUAGUAAUAUCAAUUUAAGCAAUGAUCCAGUUAACGCUUGUCAAAUAUACGAGGAUGCUAAUGAUUUAUGGGACAUUGAAGCUAUGCGGCGAGGUGCUCAAUUUGUUACAAGUAACUUGUCAUGCAUGCUGCAUCUGUUCUGUGCUACAUAUGCGCACUUGCUUCUGGUGCUAGAUGACAUAGAAUUUUACGAGAAACAGGCUCCAUUUACCCUUCAGCAACAGCGAAGAAUUGCUUCAGUAUUGAACACAUUUGUAUAUAAUACUUUAAUUCACAAUGGUGGACCAAACAACAAACCAAUAAUAGAUGUAGCAGUCAGAUGCCUCCAUUUACUGUAUGAACGAGACUGCAGGCACAAGUUUUGCCCUUCUUCUCUUUGGCUGGGGCCUGCAAGAGCAGGUCGCAUUCCAAUUGCUGCAGCUGCUAGAGCUCAUGAAGCUGCAUUUGCUAAUUUUCAGUCCAAAGACUCUCUAAAUAUUUCAAGCACAAGCUCUGUACUUACGAUUGUUCCUCAUGUGUAUCCCUUUGAAGAAAGAGUUCAGAUGUUCAGGGAAUUUGUUAAGCUGGACAAAGUCUCUCGAAGAGUAGCCGGUGAAUUGUCUGGACCAGGCUCAGGGUCAAUAGAGAUUGUUGUACGUCGGGAUCACAUUAUUGAAGAUGGAUAUAGGCAGUUGAACUUCCUUGGUUCAAAAUUGAAGUCAUGCAUCAACGUCUCAUUUAUCAGUGAAUGUGGUCUUCCUGAGGCUGGUCUUGAUUAUGGAGGUCUAUCUAAAGAGUUCUUAACUGAUUUGUCUAAGGCUAUAUUUGACCCACAAUAUGGACUCUUUUCUCAAACUUCCACGUCAGAAAGCAAUUUAAUUCCUAACAUGUCUGCUAGAUUAUUGGAUAAUGGAAUCCAAAUGAUUGAAUUCCUUGGUAGGGUCGUUGGUAAAGCUCUAUAUGAAGGAAUCUUGCUAGAUUAUUCUUUUUCCCUGGUCUUUGUGCAAAAGUUAUUAGGUCGUUACAGCUUCCUCGAUGAAUUAUCUACUCUAGAUGCCGAACUUUACAGGAAUCUCAUGUAUGUCAAGAGUUUUGAAGGCGAUGUGGCAGAGUUAUCUUUAGAUUUCACGGUUACAGAAGAGGCAUGUGGAAGGCGUGUUGUUACUGAGCUUAAACCUGGUGGUAGAGAUGCCGCGGUUACAAACGAGAACAAACUGCAAUAUAUCCAUGCAAUGGCAGAUUACAAGCUAAAUCGGCAACUGCUUCCUUUAGCAAAUGCAUUUUAUAGGGGUCUGACUGAUCUCAUAUCCCCAUCUUGGCUGAGCUUAUUUAAUGCAAAUGAAUUUAAUCAGUUGCUCUCAGGAGGAAAACAUGACUUCGAUGUUGAUGAUUUGAGAAGCAACACAAGGUAUACUGGUGGCUAUACUGAAGGAAGUCGGACUGUUAAAAUCUUUUGGGAGGUUAUAAGAGGAUUCAAACCAAAUGAACGGUGUAUGUUACUUAAGUUCGUAACAAGUUGUUCACGCGCUCCAUUACUUGGUUUCAAGCACUUACAACCUUCUUUCACCAUCCAUAAGGUUGCAUGUGAUCUACCUCUUUGGGCUUCAAUAGGUGGGCAGGACGUGGAUCGUCUUCCAUCAGCAUCAACGUGUUACAACACACUAAAGUUGCCAACGUACAAACGGCCAAGUACACUGAGGAACAAGCUGCUGUAUGCAAUCAGUUCAAAUACUGGGUUUGAACUUUCCUAGAGGUACUCAAAUUAAUAUAAAAUGGCUGGAGAUUAUUUUGGCUCGUUUGUCUUUUCCAUCGCUCGAUAUACUGUGUAUAUUAUUACUUUUUACUGAAAAAAUGUGGAAGCACUACCAUAGGUACCAGCAUGUGCAUAGUUAAGAGAAGAUCAUUUUUUGUAAUGAAUGUUAUUUUAAUUAUUUAUGUAGACAUUUCUAUUACCAUU
Asparagus officinalis (garden asparagus) is the source of this 3820-nucleotide messenger RNA. Its product is annotated as E3 ubiquitin-protein ligase UPL7. The coding region runs from base 123 to 3614 and encodes 1163 amino acids. Gene Ontology annotation, molecular function: ubiquitin protein ligase activity. The transcript is spliced from 14 exons. Gene Ontology annotation, biological process: ubiquitin-dependent protein catabolic process; protein polyubiquitination. Lineage: Eukaryota; Viridiplantae; Streptophyta; Magnoliopsida; Asparagales; Asparagaceae. The record is from RefSeq and is a predicted model, not a curated record.